AGGACGAGACAUUCAUUUACCUAGUGAUUAUCUACGAAUAACAAAGGAAGCAAGAAUGAAGCCCUUUCCAUAUGAAGUUAAAUGUAUGCAAUAUUUUAAUUUUAAAGAUUACUCAAUCAAGAAAUAUCAAAGAUAUGCAUCUAUUAGACCUGGAAAGGUCACAAAUGAUCCUGUGGUCACCGAUAUUAGAGCUCUCCAAUAUUUGCCGAAUGGAAACAUUUAUUACAAAUUGGAUUUUGAUGAUGAAUGGCGAGAACUUCCACAACGACAAAAACCUGUUUCUCAAAUGGUAGAAUGGCCACAAAUGUAUAAAGAGAAACGAAAAAUAAAAUUUCAAAAAUGGCAACAUUUGCAGCUGUUAAAGUCAGUAAUACCUACUGACUGUCAUAGUUUUUAUGACAGCUUAAAACAUGAUUCAGAGUAAAAUUUUUUAGAG
This is a messenger RNA of Onthophagus taurus, 436 nucleotides long. NCBI's taxonomy places the organism in Eukaryota, Metazoa, Arthropoda, Insecta, Coleoptera, Scarabaeidae. The record is from RefSeq and is a predicted model, not a curated record.